CAAAGCAUUGUGGGAAAGAAAAGCGGAGCUGGCACGGCCGCUGACGGCAGACAGAUAAAUUUAGUUAACAUAUUUAGACUUGCCUCUGCAUCUGAGAAGAGAAAAAGACGUAGUAAGGACGGCUUUUCCCCGUAGCUAAUGUCAGCGGGCUGUGCAGAGCGGGAACGUAUGCGGUUGUCAUCGCUGGUGUCCUGCGCACAGGGCGCUCGAAGCAUAGGAGUGGGAUCCUGUGUCAAUGGACCGCGGCGUUUUUAGUUCCUACAACAAGGCAGGCGAAUAAAGCAGCUACGGAUUAUAUCCCCGCGGUUAAUCGGUGGGGGGCGACUGCGCUCCGACGCCGCUCGUAAACAUUAACGGUUCCUUUCGGAUUGUAUCAAAGACGCCGUCAAAGAUGUCGACCAGCAGCCCCGAAGCGGUGAAGAAAUUGCUGGAGAACAUGCAGACGGAUUUGCGGUCUCUCUCCAUGGAGUGUAAGAAGAAAUUCCCUCCUGUCAAAGAGGCUGCAGAGUCUGGCAUCGUGAGGAUUAAAACAAUUGCAGCCAGGAAUACAGAAAUACUGGCAGCGCUGAAGGAGAACAGCUCAGAGGUUGUGCAACCUUUUCUGAUGGGCUGCGGCACCAAGGAGCCAAAGAUCACCCAGCUGUGUCUGGCUGCCAUUCAGAGACUCAUGUGUCAUGAGGUAGUGUCUGAGGCUGCAGCAGGGAACAUUAUCAACAUGUUGUGGCAGCUGAUGGAAAACGGUUUGGAGGAGCUGAAACUCUUACAGACGGUCCUGGUCCUGCUAACCACCAACACGGUUGUUCACGAUGAAGUACUUUCAAAGGCCAUUGUGUUGUGCUUUCGCCUCCACUUCACCAAGGACAACAUCACCAACAACACAGCAGCCGCCACCGUCAGACAAGUCGUCACUGUCGUCUUUGAGAGGAUGGUUGCUGAAGAUGAGCGAUUUAAAGGCAUUGUAGAGCAGCCUCCUCCUGUCCAAGGAAACACUAACCGGCGAUCUGUUAGUACCCUGAGACCCAGCGCCAAGGAUGCAUACAUGCUCUUUCAGGACCUGUGCCAGCUGGUGAAUGCUGAUGCCCCCUACUGGCUAGUGGGCAUGACAGAAAUGACCCGCACCUUUGGCCUGGAGCUGCUGGAGUCGGUUCUAAAUGAUUUCCCAGGCGUAUUCUUACAGCACCAGGAGUUCAGCUUCCUGCUGAAAGAACGGGUUUGUCCCCUCGUCAUCAAGCUCUUCUCACCCAACAUAAAGUUCAGGCAAGGCACCAGCACCACCGCACCACCAGCACCUGUGGAGAAACCCUACUUCCCAAUUUGCAUGAGGUUACUGCGAGUGGUUUCAGUCCUCAUUAAACACUUCUACAGCUUACUGGUGACUGAAUGUGAGAUCUUCUUGUCUCUGCUGGUGAAGUUUCUGGAUGGGGAAAAACCUCAGUGGCUCAGAGCAGUUGCUGUAGAGUCGGUCCAUAGGCUGUGUGUGCAGCCACAUUUAUUAUGUUCUUUCUGUCAGUCUUACGAUAUGAAGCAGCACUCCACAAAGGUGUUCAGAGACAUUGUUAACGCUCUGGGAUCCUUCAUUCAGUCACUCUUUAUUGUCCCGAACGGCGGCAGCACUGCUGCUGUCAGUGCACCUGCUGGGGCCUCAGGUUCAGGGGCUCAGGGCACAGCUCAGGGCGGUCCGGGCACAGGAGGGGGCAGCGGCACCUUGACCACACAGGCUGCAUUUGAAUACCGGGGUACCUGGAUCCCCCUCAUGACUGUUAGCGUCCAGGGCAGCGCCAAGGCUACCUACUUAGAGAUGCUGGACAAGGUUGAACCUCCGUCCAUCCCAGAGGGCUACGCCAUGUCGGUGGCCUUCAGCGCCUUACUGGACCUGGUGAGGGGCAUCACCUCCAUGAUUGAAAGAGAGCUGACCAUGGAGGAGGAGGCAGCUGCAGAAUUCAGAGAGACUCACCCUGACCAAGAAUGGAAACCAGACAAUAAAAAGUCUAAAAAGCAGCUUUGCUUCUCAGGGUCCCACUUGGUUUGGGAGGAGAUGGUCAACGCCUGCUGGUGUGGUCUCCUGGCUGCCCUCUCUCUGCUGCUAGAUGCCAGCACGGACGAGGCCGCGACAGAAAACAUCCUGAAAGCAGAAAUGACCAUGGCGUCACUGUGCGGUCGUGUCGGCCUGGUGACGCCUCGUGACGCUUUCAUCACGGCCAUCUGCAAGGCCUCUCUGCCGCCACAUUAUGCUCUAACUGUUCUGAGUAGCAACAGCUCCAACCUCUCUAGUAAAGCUUACUCUAUCCAGGGCCAGAGCGUGCAGAUCAUCAGCCCCUCGAGUGAGUCUCAUCAGCAGGUGGUGGCUGUUGGGCAGCCACUCACCGCUCAACCACAGGGCACUGUGGUGCUGACUGCCAAAAAUAUCCAGUGCAUGAGAACACUGCUGAACCUAGCCCACUGCCACGGGGCUGUCCUGGGGAUGUCCUGGCAGCUGGUACUGGUUACACUCCAGCAUUUAGUUUGGAUCCUGGGACUAAAACCAGCGGUGGGUGGUGCCCUGAAACCUGGACGAGCAGUGGAGGGACCUAGUACGGUGCUGACCACAGCAGUCAUGACAGAUCUGCCCGUCAUCUCCAACAUCCUGUCCAGACUGUUCGAAAGCUCCCAGUACCUGGAUGACGUGUCUUUGCAUCACUUGAUCAAUGCACUUUGUUCCCUCUCCUUGGAGGCCAUGGAAAUGGCUUAUGGAAAUAACAAGGAACCAUCUCUGUUCGCUGUUGCAAAGUUGUUGGAAACUGGCCUCGUCAACAUGGACCGCAUUGAGAUCCUGUGGAGACCCCUGACAGGACACCUGUUAGAGGUCUGCCAGCACCCAAACUCCAGGAUGAGAGAGUGGGGAGCCGAGGCACUGACGGCACUAAUCAAAGCUGGGCUUACCUAUAAACAUGACCCUCCACUGGCACAAAAUCAGCGGCUGCAGCUGCUGCUGCUGAACCCCCUGAAGGAGUUGUCCAACGUGUUGCAUGCCGACAUUCGGCAGAAACAGCUGGAGUGUGUCCUGCAGAUCCUGCAGAGCCAGGGCGACGGCCUGGGGCCCAGCUGGCCCCUCGUGCUGGGCGUUAUUGGAGCCAUUCGCAAUGAUCAAGGGGAAUCAUUGAUCCGAACAGCCUUCCAGUGCCUACAGUUGGUGGUGACUGACUUCCUCCCCACGAUGCCUUGCACCUGCCUUCAGAUUGUGGUGGAUGUAGCUGGCAGCUUUGGCCUUCAGAACCAGGAGCUCAACAUUAGCCUUACCUCCAUCGGCCUGCUGUGGAACAUUUCCGACUACUUCUUCCAAAGAGGCGAGGCCAUCACCCAGGAGCUGGAGAGAGAGGAGGAAGCUCUACAGAAGCAGGCUCAGGAGAAAGGAGAAACCCUGAACAGACCAUUCCACCCCGCCCCUCCCUUCGACUGCCUCUGGCUGUGCCUGUACGCCAAGCUGGGCGAGCUGUGCGUCGACCCGCGGCCUGCUGUGCGCAAAAGUGCAGGGCAGACGCUGUUCUCCACCAUCGCUGCACACGGGACCCUGCUGCAGCAGCCAACGUGGCAUAUCGUGGUCUGGAAGGUUUUGUUCCAGCUGUUGGACUGCGUGAGGACAUCGUCCACGACAGCAGACAAGGAGAAGAUUGAGUCUGGUGGAGGAAACAUUCUCAUCCACCACUCUCGCGACACCGCUGAGAAGCAGUGGGCGGAGACGUGGGUGCUGACGCUAGCUGGGGUGGCUCGCAUUUUCAACACGAGGCGGUAUCUCCUCCAGCAGUUAGGGGAUUUCUUCGAGGCCUGGGAGGUGCUGCUGAACCACAUCCAGUCAGCUGCUCUCAGCAAAAACAAUGAGGUCUCUCUGGCUGCUCUAAAGAGCUUUCAAGAAAUCCUGCAGAUCGUCACACCUGUCAAAGACUCAGACAAAGCAGGGGACGCGCUCGCCGCCAUGGGCGUCCCCCCCGUCCUCAUUGAUCCGCUCUCUGCCUCCGGUCCAGGCAGACCCCUGGUGCGCUCAGAUUCACUAGUCGAAAGGCUGACGAGGUACAACGGGGCCGAGUUGCAGGCGCCGCCACCCGGGGAGGAGUCGGCGUUGGAGGACUCGGCAUUGUGGUGGUCUGCAUGGAACACAUGGUAUCGAACAGGAACGGAAAGCACGAGGCCCCCCUGUGGCCCGGCGGAAAAGCUCGCCUUCAUCCCAAGCCAGCCGUUCCUCACAGCAUUAAUCCAGAUUUUCCCAGCACUCUACCAGCACAUCAAAGCUAACUUCAGCAUGGACGAUCUGAAAAAGCUUGGAGUCAUUCUCCACGGGGCCGUGUCCGUGCCAAUCAGCAGCGACGCCUCGCCUUUCAUCCUGCCUUCCUACACAGAGGCCACGCUCACUAGCUUGCAGGAAGCUGUACUUACUGCUCUGGAUGUGUUGCAGAAGGCCAUCUGUGUGGGCCCUGAGAACCUGCAGAUCAUGUACCCGGCCAUCUUUGAACAGCUGCUACUCUUCGUGGAGUUUUCCUGCAAGCCUCCUCAGUACGGCAGGGUGGAAACCAAACACGUGGCCAAUGCAAAAUACAACCAGAUCCAGCUGUUUGCACCGGCAGAAUGGGUUGCCUUAAACUAUGUGCCCUUUGCUGAGCGCUCCUUGGAGGUGGUGGGGGACCUUUACCAUAAAACAGCAUGCCACAAAGCUGUCAUCAAUGAGAAGGUUCUGCAGAAUAUCAUCAAGACUUUAAGAAUGCCCUUGGGUUUGAAGUACGCCUGUCCAUCAGAGAGCACCUGGAAGCUCGCCGUUUCGUCUCUGCUGAAGGUGCUGUCUAUCGGGUUGCCUGUUGCACGCCAGCAUGCCUCGUCUGGGAAGUUUGACACUAUGUGGCCCGAGUUGGCCAACGCCUUGGAAGACUUUCUUUUCACCAAAAGCACCCCCCCUGAUAAUCUGUCUAUUCAGGAGUUUCAGCAGAAUGAAUCUGUUGAUGUGGAGGUGGUCCAGUUGAUCAGCACUGAGAUUUUACCGUUUGCCAAUUUCAUCCCCAAAGACUUUGUUGGUCAGAUUAUGACUAUGCUCAAUAAGGGCUCCAUUCAUUCCCAAGCUCCCUCGUUCACAGAGGCUGAGAUAGAUGUGCGAAUGCGGGAAGAUUUUUCCAAGGUGUGCUUUGAGACGUUGCUCCAGUUUUCCUUCAGCAACAAGGUGUCCACUCCUCAGGAGGGCUACAUCUCUCGAAUGGCGCUCUCUGUGCUCCUCAAGAGGGCCCAGGAUGUUCUCCGGCGAUACGUGGAGGAUGAGAGGCUGAGCGGGCGCUGUCCGUUACCAAGGCAACAAGUGACGGAGAUUAUCUUCGUCUUAAAAGCUAUAAGCACUUUGAUGGACUCGCUUAAAAAGACGCUGCCAGAAAACGUGGAUGGCAACACGUGGGCUCAGGUGAUUGCUCUGUACCCCACGUUGGUAGAGUGCAUUACCUGUUCUUCGUCCGAGGUAAGCACCGCCCUGAAGGAGGCCCUGGGGCCCUUUAAAGACUUUAUGCAGCCACCAGUCUCCAAAGUCCAGAACGGAGAGUCCUGACCGGACUUCCUCUACACUCCCUGUUUUUAUAAUAAAGAAGAAAUCUUAAAUCUGGAUUCUUAUCCCGGACACUUCACAAGUGCUUGGACAUGAACUCCAUUAGCGACGACACGAAGUGGCCCAGAGGACGGCCGGCUCAUACCACAUGGAUGACCCCCAGACUUAAAUAUGCAUCAUUGUGGGCUUUUCAUAUGAGCUGAUGACACUUAACCCCCGCCUCCAUUCUCAUACAGACUGGCUGCAGUUGCCUGUUAGCUACAAAAAUAAAAGAGAACUAGCAGUGUUGCCCUUGGGUUUUGGUCGUUUUAUUCUUCUGAAGAGGCUAUAUUGAUACACAGAGUGUGGAGGUAGCUUUGAUUAUGCCAUUAAGGAAAAAAAGGCAAAAACUGAUCUUAGAAAGAUAGCCCUCGACUUUUUCACCAUAUCCAGCUGUGACGUUCUUUCAAGAUUUUAUGCAAAAACAAGAAAAGAACAAAUCUUUUAACAUUCCAUGUCAUCUUGAGCCAGUCAUCUGAAAGAGGAUGUACAUGACUGUAUAGAAUAAAUGGGACAUUUCUCCAA
This is a messenger RNA of Girardinichthys multiradiatus, 6112 nucleotides long. RefSeq names its product MON2 homolog, regulator of endosome-to-Golgi trafficking (gene mon2). Lineage: Eukaryota; Metazoa; Chordata; Actinopteri; Cyprinodontiformes; Goodeidae. The transcript has 35 exons. Bases 392 to 5551 code for a protein of 1719 amino acids. The record is from RefSeq and is a predicted model, not a curated record.